Nylanderia fulva is the source of this 5434-nucleotide messenger RNA. RefSeq names its product transmembrane protein 94-like protein l(2)k05819. The record is from RefSeq and is a predicted model, not a curated record. Lineage: Eukaryota; Metazoa; Arthropoda; Insecta; Hymenoptera; Formicidae.
AGAUUCGUCUCGCUACUAAAUAACAAACCAUGUCAAACCGUAUUCAAGUUAUAUGUUUUUUGAGUGCCGUUCGUCGCAGUUUCGAAAAUUAUGCGACCCUUGCUGUACUAAAUAGAUAAACUUCGAAAGAAAACUCUCGCAUAUCAAACGCGAAGGAAGAAACAACGAUUCUGUCCCAAGAAUGAAAAUGGAGAACGACCGAUUAAGUAGUAAAGAUACGAAGGAAGAUAAGGUCGAAGCUAAGCCUAAGGAAGUAUUAGGCUUGACCACCAAAGUAGCCUUGAAUACCCUGCAUCGUGAUGUUGGACGUGUUUUACAGGAAUACCAAGAGGAUCGCAGAAGAAAUAAAAAGUACAGAAGUUGGCUGAGGGACUCUUUACACCAUCGCAGCCAAUAUACAACGCUCUGUUGGACCUCUGCUUUUGCGCUGUUGAUUAAUGCUGUUGUUCUCAUGGUCGCGUUCUUUGCGCUCAAUGAAUCAUGGUAUUCUACACUGCCAUACGAAGGACUGAUAGUCUGUUGUUUAGUAGUAUUCAAUUUUAUUUUAGUAAUGUUGGAUAAUAAAUUACGACACGAGGAAAUCCCUCAUAGAGUGAAGAUUCUUCUUGACCAACUCAACGUCGCGCGUUUAACAUGCAGAUGGAAAUCUGAGAACUAUCCACAUCUGUGCAGUCCGCAGUCACCUUGCCUGACCCUGCAGUGGACGUAUCGCGACGGCGAGAUAGUCAACUUGCCAUGGGCGUUAUUGGUGGCUGGUGACGUGAUCGUGAUGAAGCCAGGCCAGCAAGCGCCCGGAUAUUGCGUCCCUUACGACGAUCCAGAAGCGCCGGUUUUGCACAUCAGGGAAACCUACAGUCCGCCUGUGCACGGCGCCAACGAGAUCUUCUCCACGCCACAGGCCCGGGUACCCCUGAAGAACAGGAUCUACAAGCUCCAGGAGACGCCAUACCUGGCGAACCUGAGAAUGGCCCUGGACCAGGCGCUCAAUCGACCAGUCACCUAUCACAAUCGCAAGCGUCAUUUGCUGAUGAUCUGCUGCAUCGAGCACAUCGCCUAUCCGAUACUUCUGAUCGUCAUUCUGGUGGUCAAUCUGCUACGUUACCUGUAUCUAGCGGAGUAUUUCGGCACUGGCCACUGGAGCGAGAUGUUCCUGCUGCAACCGAUCGCCGUGAGUCUUCCGUUGCUGCCGCUGGUGUUUCCCUCCUGCUGGAUAUUCCUUAAUUGUUUCGGUAUGGCUCGCUUCAAGGCCUUGUACAAGCUCUAUCUGUCAACGAAGAAGCUUCAGUUUGUAGAUCCUUUCGAGGACGCGGAUAUUAAUGGUCCCAAUCAUCCGGAUGUAGUAUACAAUUGGCUCGAGCUCAAGAAAUACUUCGACAUUCUUUUCGGCAGGGAGCACAUGAUGUCGCGAUCUGCGAGUAUCUUGCACGUUCUAGGGUCUGUAACUGCCUUGUGUUGCGUGGACAAGAAGGGAAUUCUCUCGUGGCCUAAUCCCACAGCGGAGAAAGUAUUUUUCCUACGUAACGCGAAUAAGACUUUGUCGCCGAGCUCGAGCACCGGCAGCGUGAACAAGACAACGGACAAAACCCAGGAGUCCGAGGAGACGAAGGUGAACACCAACAGAACAUCUUUUGUGCAACAUGAUAUAUCGCACUCCACCGCCGAGGUGUUGGAUCUCACGCACGACCACGCUCUGCCAUUUCGGCUGCAGUUCGACGAUCACUCCUGGCGGCAGCAUCUCAACUCGCUGAAGCCGCUCGGCCUGGCGAUCCUCCUCAAUACGUGCAAUAUGGACACACAGGAACAUUACGCGCAGUUCUGCUGCCACGUGACCUGCGAGGCCCUCUACAACGAGAAUCUGGUCCCGGUUACGAACAGACGCAGAUGCCUGUGUGAACUGGCGAAGCAAAUCGGCUUUCAAGAGCAAGCACAGACAAUUUUUCAAUUGGAGCAACAACUAUGCACGUUUAGACACGUGCAACCGGAAAUGGUCAGGCGGGACAUCAAGUUCGCGCGUUCGCUGAGCAUCGCGACAAAGUUGAAGUUCCCGUUUCCUCACAUGGUCGCCGUAGUCGUGAAGGAGCGCACUGGCGCCGGUCUACAGUUAUUGACGCAAGGAACAGCCGAUAUAAUUCUGGACUCAUGCAUCGAAUACUGGGAUGGUCGCGAUCUCUGUCUUUCCGCGUCCGACAGGAAGAAAGUACAGGACUUCUAUCAGAGGACCAGUUUGACUUCCUACUGCACCGCGUUUGCUUAUCGACCACUGGCGCGGGCCAUCAAGGACAAGAUGUCCGAGAUAUAUCUGGAACUCCCAGCGGACAGCAAACACCUGUACACACCCCACAGGAGUCCAACCCCGCUGCCCUGGGACUUUAGAAAUGUGCUCGAUCCUAAAGUACGAGGAAUACUCGGGCAGUUUCAUUCAACAGACUCUUUGUUGUGCAAUGAAAAUAAGGAUGAUGAUGUAAGCGAUGUCGAAGGCUGUUUCGACGUUCAGUGCAAUCAAGUCUUCAUCGGAAUGGUCACCAUGCAGUAUCAAGCACAAACGGACAUGGUGCAACUGAUCGAACAAUUGGACAGGGCGUGCAUAAGGUUCGUCCAUUUCAGUAAGGAGAACGAGCUGCGCUCGCGUGUCUUCUCGGAGAAGAUGGGUCUGGAGAGCGGCUGGAAUUGUCACAUCUCGUUACUUAGCGAAGGAGCCAGGUCCGAGAGUCCAGUGGGUUGGUGGGUGAGCCAGGCGGCAGCCAUGUCCUCACCCACUCCUUCACCCACGGCCCAAUCUCAUCAGCCUAAUUACUCCUGCAUGGACGAGGCCAGCCACUUGCUUAAUCGUGUCUUACCUCGCACCAACCUAAAUAACAGCCGAGCGAUGAGUAUGUCGGCGCCGAGCGCCAUCAACACGGAUUUCACGACGGUGAAAUUUGACGACGAGACCACCGAGUGGAAUAACACCGGGACCUCGCAGCCCAAGAGCGCGAUGAGUCACAGGGAACAGGACACGAUGAGAAGCGAGGACAGCGUCCUGGUACAGAGCGUCGAUCUGGGCUCGGGUCAGGAGGCUUGGAGGUCCUUGAGCUGCCUCACCGACAGCACCGAACAAAGCGCUCCGGUCAACUUUGACCUAUCCAACAGAGCUAAACUACCGAGAGGCAUAGACAAGAUACGUCCGCACAUAGAGUUGAUCGACAACGUGCCGCUGCUAGUGUCCCUGUUCACCGACUGCAACACCACGGUAACUCGCGAGAUGCUGCACAUCAUGCAGGAUUACGGCGAAGUUGUAUGCGUCCUCGGCUCGGCCGCCAAUGCCGAGAACAUGCCGAUAUUUAUGCAGGCCGACGCCGGAGUGGCGGUGGAGCCACUGUAUCCCCAGGUGUGUCAGAAGAUGCCCGUGCUGGUGUCUACCACGGAGGACCAAGGGAUCUCUCCCGUCGACCUUAGCAGGGCUCUCAACUCCGUCGCCUGCUCGCUGAGCGUGAAGCGCGAGGAUCCCGUGGCGAUUUUUCAUCUUGUCAUGGAGGCUCGUCAUUACAUGAAGAACCUAUGGAACUGCCUGCAAUUCUGGCUAUGCUGCUCGGUCACCAUCGCCAUCACGCAGACGUUAUCGGCAUUCUUGCUGCUGCCGCCGCUGUUCUCCAUCGAUCAAAUACUCUGGCUGUGCUGUCUCAUCAUCCCCCUUUUGUCGACAUGCAUGAUUGCCACGCCGAUAGACCCGACGAUAAUGCAACGCGCGACCGGGAAAAACCAGUGCGUAGUCAACGGAGAGCUCACCCUCUUCGUGCUCUGGUGCUAUGGUAGCAAGUUCCUGCCUACGAUGAUCACAAUAAUUGUGUCGCAAUGUGUCUCCUUCCUGUCCCUCUGCCCCAUCUACCUGCCGCAGAACUCCAAGUGCCUGUACAUAUAUCCGGAUCCGCGGGACCAGAUUUGGAGCGGUUGGGGCAGCAAACCCAUCGUCAUCUUGGUCGUGCAGCAUUUCGCUCUGACCCUCAUAGUCCUACACUUUGUUACGAUAUCUGUCAGCUUUGUACAUAGGGAAUACUCGAUAUGGAGGAAAAAUCCCAUGAAUAAUUCUACCUGGUGUCUCAGCGUGCUUAUCGUAUUAUGCGUGCAGGCGGCAUUUUCCGGCGUAGUGUUCCGCAGAUUUUGGCGAGAAGAGGGCAAAAGAAUGGAGAACUUCCCGACAAACGUCCCGUUGUUCCUUUUAAUCUCUAUUCCGCUGACGUUCGCGAUCAACGAAUUAAUUAAGUGGCAAGAAAUUAAGGUCAACGUUAGGUAUCAAAAGAGAGCACGUCUAGAAUUCGGCACAAAGCUGGGAAUGAAUUCGCCAUUUUAGUUCAAUUCGCGCAUUGUUGUUUGUCUUCAAAGUAUACAACACAAAAAUGUUUAAAAAAGAAAUACGGGUAUAAUAUUAAAUAUAUUAUAAUUUAAUUAAUUAAUUGGAAGAUUAAAUUAGACAAUCUAACUUAACCUGAGAUUAAGUUAGGUAAUCUAACACAUGUUAAGAACCAACGCAGAUAAAAGUGAGCGUAAUACAAUUCCCAUUUGUAUAUAAUACUAUAAAUAUAUAUGCAUUACAAUUUAUAUAAAGUCUAUAUAUAUAUAUAUAUAUAUAUAUAUAUAUAUGUAUGUAUAAGUUUGUAUUAUUUAGACCCUCACAUAUAUUUACAGUAUUUAUAGAAGAAACACUUGUAAGCACUUUUAUCUGCGUUGUAACUUAUAGUCUGUUCAACAGAUCUUGAAUAGAUAUCUUAGAGCCAUAAAUAUAUAGAAAUAAUUAAAAAAGUAUUGUACUGAUAUUACAUUUCAGUUGUUCCAAGCAGGGAUUAUUUAGGACAGAAAUUCAUUAUAUCUUAUAAUUUUUAAUCACGUGUCAAAUAUUGCCAAAUAAUGAAAAACAGAGCACUGGUAUUUUUCUAUAGCGACGUAUAAAUUAUAAUAAUUUACGAUGUGACGAUGAACAAAGGCAAAGUCAUCAAUUACGAGCUUAAAUGAGUUGUAAUUUAUAAUAAUAACGAAAAAUCUGAGAAUAAUAAUGCUGAAAGACUUAUUUUUUCCAAGAUCUGCAAGUACCUGAUAAGUCUGAGGCAUCUUGUGUUUGGUGAUCUUUUGUUAGUGCUACGUAGUAUGCUAACUUGUACAUAAAUGUUCCUGUUGUGAUAGUAAUUUAUUUGUAUUUAGCGCGAUUUAUAGAGAUUAGGAAAGCGAUUUUAGCGAAUUUUAAAUGUACUCGGCAAGAGAUUGUGACUUUUAUCCUAAGAAAAAAAAAGAAAGUUUGAAUUCUUGGAGAAAUAUCUCGCUGGUACGAGGUUCUUUGGUUGUGAGAUAAUCCUCAGUCAGAUAUUUCGAUCGUACAAAUUUGUCGAUUUUCUCGCGAGGAAAAUGUGAUGUAAUCAUCGAGAUUUUUCUUUUUUUAAACAAAUACAGUCAAAUCUCCGCAUAA